This is a messenger RNA of Hypomesus transpacificus, 1852 nucleotides long. It is a transcript of the gene slc25a40, whose product is annotated as solute carrier family 25 member 40. The record is from RefSeq and is a predicted model, not a curated record. The transcript is spliced from 11 exons. Bases 283 to 1335 code for a protein of 350 amino acids. Lineage: Eukaryota; Metazoa; Chordata; Actinopteri; Osmeriformes; Osmeridae. Gene Ontology annotation, biological process: mitochondrial transmembrane transport.
AUAUGUAUACAAAUGUUACGUUGUGUAAGUUAUUCAGCGAUCAUCAGCAUGUGUUAUGGAAUUGUGCACACCCGUGAUUCUGAGCUCCACGAAAGAUACGACCUACUGACUUAAAGAAUUAGAUUAUGACUAUUAUAAAGUUGAUUUGUUACUGAUUCAGGAGGUGUCAGUUACGAACAUCCAGAAGCGUCGAUAACUCCAAACUCCUAGCUAUCUAACUAACCAGCUGUUUGCAUCCAAUGCUGAAUUCACUCCUGCUGCUGUAUACGUUUUAGAGCAGUUAUGAGCGGUCAGAGUUCUUCGCCGGGGGCGAGCAACGGCAUCACCCCUCUUCAGCAGAUGAUCGCGUCCUGCUCAGGGGCUGUCCUGACAUCCCUGAUCGUCACACCUUUGGAUGUUGUGAAGAUCAGACUCCAAGCUCAGAAGACCCCGUUCCCUAAAGGAAAAUGCUUUGUGUACUGCAAUGGCCUCAUGGACCACAUCUGUGUGUGUGAGAAUGGCGGCUCCAGACCGUGGUACAAGGCUCCAGGGCACUUCACUGGAACCCUGGAUGCCUUUAUCAAAAUAGUCCGCAGGGAAGGGAUCAGGUCUUUAUGGAGCGGGCUGCCCCCAACGCUAGUCAUGGCGGUCCCGGCAACUGUAAUCUACUUCACGUGUUAUGACCAGCUUUGUGCGGCGCUGAGGACCCGGAUGGGCUCCCACAGCGAGGAAGCCCCCCUGCUGGCAGGAGCCAUCGCCAGAGUGGGCUCUGCCACCAUGAUCAGCCCGCUGGAGCUGGUCCGCACCAGGCUGCAGUCCCAGCAGCAGUCGUACAGGGAGCUGAAGGAGGGCAUCAGCAGCGCGGUGAAGGCCGAGGGCUGGAGGUUCCUGUGGAGGGGCUGGGGACCCACACUCCUGAGAGACGUCCCCUUCUCUGCAAUGUACUGGUACAACUAUGAGAAGGGGAAGCUGUGGCUAUGUGAACGCUACCAUACAGAGGAGCCCACAGUCGCCAUCACCUUCAUCUCUGGAGCACUGUCUGGAUCUAUUGCUUCCAUAGCAACGCUUCCCUUUGAUGUGGUCAAGACCAGGAGACAGGUGGAGCUGGGGGAACUCCAAGCUAUGAAUUUGCCUGCGAAGGUGUCCUCCUCCACUCUGACGGUGAUGAGGACCAUCGUUGCAGAAAACGGCGCUGCCGGCCUGUUUGCAGGGUUUCUGCCCAGACUGAUAAAGGUGGCCCCAGCUUGUGCCAUCAUGAUCAGCACCUACGAGUUUGGGAAGACCUUCUUCCGCCAGCGCAACCAGGACAGGCUGCUAGAGACAAGAGGUCUUUCACUAGAUACCAGCCACACAUGAACUAUGUAUAUUCAGCUGAAGCAGUGUCCCAGCCAAGCGCAGAGCUCCAGAGCUGCAUGUGGCAUUGCAGACAUGAAACACAAGGAGGAAGGUGAAGACUGGAGCACAUGGUGUUUCUACAGGAGCACAUGGUGUUUCUACAGGAGCACAUGGUGUUUCUACAGGAGCACAUGGUGUUUCUACAGGAGCCCUGACCCAUUGACAGUCCUUUAUGAUUGUUGUUAUAGUUAUUUAUGUUGAUUUUAGUUUUCACUUAAUGCCGUGAAAUUAAUACAAAUUUCCCAUGCAGUUUCCCAUGCAGGAAGAAUGCAUCUUGUCUGAGUGUAUUUAAUCCAAGGGCCAGUAGGUGGCAUCAUCAUUGGAAGUGAUUCAGAUUUCACCCUAGCUGGUGCUGGGGUGUGGCAACGUGCAUUGUGCCAUUCAGAGAGAGACAGACAGACACAGAGAGAGAUAGAAAGACAGAGACACAGAGAGAUAGACAGACACAGAGAGAGAUAGAGACAGACAGAGACACAGA